CAAAACUCCCUCCUUCAUCUCUUCAUAUGCUCUCUGAAAGAAACAAAACCAAAAGCUCUUUCUCUUCUUCUGAAUACAAAUUUCCAUGGCUUCGACUUCUAAUUGUACUUCUAAAGCCCGAAUCUCUUAUCCUCUUUCUUCUUCCUCCUCCAUUAAAGAUUUGAGUUAUUCUUCGAAAGCAAUCUCGUUUCGAAACCGGCCCAAAAAUAGUGCUAGUAGAACAAGCAGUAAAAUACACUGUGCUCUGAAUUUGCCAUCCGUUCUCCAGUUCCCCAAUCCAGUGAUCCCCAAGGAGGAAACCUCCUUGAAAUCCGCUCCACAGAAGUGGAACCUCCUCCAGAAGGCGGCAGCUUCGGUGCUUGAUGUAGCGGAAAGUGCGUUGGUUUCUAUUGAACGUCAGCACCGGCUUCCAAAAACAGCUGAUCCACGAGUACAACUUUCCGGAAAUUUUGCCCCAGUCCCGGAACAACCGGUCUGCCACGCACUUCCUGUUACCGGUACUAUCCCUGCAUGCGUCAGCGGUGUUUAUCUACGCAACGGCGCUAACCCGUUGUUCAAGCCUGUGUUGGGUCACCAUUUGUUCGACGGAGAUGGCAUGGUCCAUGCGGUUACUCUUGACAACGGGGGGUCUGCGAGCUACGCCUGCCGUUUCACCGAAACGCAGAGACUGGUGCAAGAGAGAGAAUUGGGUCGGCCUAUUUUCCCGAAGGCAAUUGGUGAGCUCCAUGGAUACUCUGGAAUUGCUAGGCUCAUGUUGCUCUACAGCCGGGGACUGUGCGGUCUUCUCGACCACAAACUGGGCAUAGGAGUUGCUAACGCAGGGUUGGUUUAUUUCAACAACCACCUCCUCGCCAUGUCGGAGGAUGAUCUUCCUUAUCACGUUCGAAUAACUGAUUCCGGCGAUCUCGAGACUGUUGGUAGAUACGAUUUUGACGAUCAGCUUAAAUCCACGAUGAUUGCACAUCCGAAAGUUGAUCCAGAAUCCAAAGAACUCUUUGCUCUGAGCUACAACGUCCUGCAAAAGCCGUAUUUGAAGUAUUUCCGGGUUUCCUCCGAUGGAAAGAAGUCACAGGACGUGGAGAUUCCUCUUCCGGUACCCACCAUGAUGCACGAUUUCGCAAUCACCAAGAAUUUCGUGGUGAUCCCUGACCAGCAGGUAGUCUUCGAGUUCCAAAAUAUGAUUACCGGAGGCUCACCUGUAAUUUAUGACAGUGAGAAGAUUUCCCGGUUCGGGAUUCUCUCGAAAAAUGCGUGUAACGCCGACGAUGUAAUCUGGGUUGAAACACCGGAUACCUUCUGCUUUCACCUGUGGAAUGCUUGGGAGGAGCCGGAAUCCGAGGAGGUGGUGGUGAUUGGGUCUCGCAUGACACCAGCAGACUCCAUUUUCAACGAAUGUGAUGAGAAUUUAAAGAGUGUACUUUCCGAAAUCCGGCUCAAUUUAAAAACUGGAAAGUCCACCUGCCGCCCAAUUCUCUCCGAUUCCGAACAAGUGAACUUAGAAGCCGGGAUGGUGAACCGGAACCUGCUGGGAAGAAAAACCCGGUAUGCUUAUCUUGCUAUUGCGGAGCCCUGGCCCAAGGUUUCGGGCUUUGCGAAGGUAGACCUUUUUACAGGGGAGGUAACAAAGCAUAUUUACGGCAACAAUAGGUACGGCGGAGAGCCGUUUUUCUUACCCAGAGACGCCAAUUCCGAAAGCGAAGAUGAUGGAUACAUCCUGGUCUUCGUCCACGACGAGAAGACGUGGAAAUCGGAGCUUCAGAUAAUAAACGCCAUGACUUUGCAGGUCGAAGCUGCGGUUAAGUUACCGUCGAGGGUGCCGUACGGCUUCCAUGGAACGUUUGUGGAAGCUAAGGACUUAAUAAAUCAGGAAUAAUUUGGUGGACCAUCAUGCAUGUGCUCUGGGGUAGAAUUGUAGUUUUGUGAUUCAAUUCCUCAUUUUUAGGUAAAAUAAAUAAUUUAGUCGUCGGCGGUCGGCGGUCGGCGGUCGGUGGUCGGUGGUCGGUGGUCGGCGGUGCAGUAAAGUAGUAAAUUUUUGUGGGAUUAAAGAAUUUUACCAGCCACGGAGAUGUUUACCAGAGGGAUGGUUUUCGGCUAUAGCAGACAGGUCUCCGGCUCUCCUGAGCAACUUUUUGUGUUUUACUGUUAGGUACAGUUCUUUUUUUAAAAAAAAAAAUUUAAGGAGCUAGUAGUUGGUAAUUUGUUGUUUUUUUGUUAUUUAAGGACUGUUCAAUUUCUACUUGUAAAUUGCAGAUAUUUACUGUUAUACUGCAUAGAGUUGGUUGGUCCACUAGAGAAGUAAUAUAUAAUUCAAAUAUAAAUCAAUCAGCAUU
Molecule: messenger RNA, 2330 nt
Organism: Rubroshorea leprosula
Lineage: Eukaryota; Viridiplantae; Streptophyta; Magnoliopsida; Malvales; Dipterocarpaceae
Source: the annotation of a GenBank genome assembly